Molecule: messenger RNA, 1051 nt
Organism: Periophthalmus magnuspinnatus
Lineage: Eukaryota; Metazoa; Chordata; Actinopteri; Gobiiformes; Gobiidae
Product: stonustoxin subunit alpha-like
Exons: 5
Coding region: 1-885 (294 amino acids)
Molecular function (GO): protein binding
Source: RefSeq, a predicted model, not a curated record
AUGCCUAUUAGAGACUUUGUGAAGGGCCCCUUGUCUCACACACCUGGAUCUCAGUCACAACGACCUCCAGGACUCAAGGCGCUAGAGGCGCUCAGGUUGUCUGGAUGUCUGGUCUCAGAGAGGGGCGGGGCUUCUCUGGCCUCAGCUCUGAGCUCCACCUCCUCCCAUCUCAGAGAGUUAGACCUGAGCUACAACCAUCCCGGACCCUCAGCUGAGGUCCUGGCCUCUCUACGGGAUGACCCCCACUGCCCCCUGCAGUCUCUCAGGUUGGAUUCUGCUGGAGAACAGUGGAUGGUCCCAGGUCUGAGGAAGUAUUCCUGUGAGUUUUCUCUGGAUCCAAACACAGCUCACAGAAAACUCAAACUGUCUGAGGACAAACGGACAGUGACCUGUGUGAGAGAGGAGCAGCAGUAUCCAGAUCAUGAGGACAGAUUUACAGGCUACUAUCAGGUCCUGAGCUCCACUGGCCUGAGGGGGCGCUGUUACUGGGAGGUGCAGUGGAGUGGAGUGGUGGUUGAUAUAUCAGUGAGUUACAGAGGAAUCAGACGGAGAGGAGAGAGAGAGGAGUGUUGGUUUGGAGGCAAUGAUCAGUCCUGGAGGCUGAGGAUCUUUAGUGAACGUUACUAUUUCUAUCACAACAACAGACACACAGACCUCCCCUCCUCCUCCCCCUGUUUCUCAAGACGAGUGUCUGUGUUCCUGGACUCUGAGGCUGGAUCUCUGUCCUUCUAUGAGGUCCGCUCUGAUGGAGAACUAUUCCACCUCCACACCUUCAGCUCCUCCUUCACUGAGCCUCUAUUUUCUGGGUUUGGGGUGUGGAGGGAAGGUGACUCUGUGUCUGUGGUGGAUCUGAGGAGAGACUUCUCUGACUCAUUCAUGAUAUGAAAAAGCAGCUUUUCUUCAUUCUUCUGCACAUAGAGAAAAUUGACUGGGGCAAGUCAUGUGUUUCAAAUCUGAUGUAAAAACAUUUUCUCCUCUUUUAGCCUCACACCUGUGAUUCUUCAAAACUGAGAGGAAUUAAAGUAGUGAGUCAAUAACAGGAGACAAGUAA